CUCUCGUAUUUGUUAAUUCUUAGACAUAAAUCUGUUUUUCUCAUACGGCAAUUGCUUUACAGAUAUUAUUCAUCUUUUGUUUUUUUUUUUAAAUGGAAGUGGGGAAUUUUGGUAAAAGAACCUCUCCCCCACAGACGGAGAAAAGCUAAAGUCGUGAUCUUUGUUUGCUUUUUUUUUUUCUUUCUCUUCUUACUAUGAAGAUAAUUCUAUCUACCUCUCACCUCCAUCUCCCAAAGGAAAAAAAAAAAUUGCAAUCCAAAUUUUCUGGGUGAUUUCUUGCUCCUGAGCUCAGUUUCUCUUCUGGGUACUGGAAAAGAUCUCAUCUUUGUAUCAUAUUCUGCAUUUCACUCCUGUCCCUCGAUCUCUAUUUCUCCCUGUAAUGAAUGCUAGAUUUACUGCGUUAAUGCCCGGAGGUGAUUCCUUUGUCAGUUUUUUCAGGGCUCUGGAGAGUUCGUGUUCGUCGCGAUUAGUUUCCUCCCCUUAGAUUUUUUAUUAGGGUUCAAGUUCUAACUUUUUCUCAGGCUGUCUGAUUUCUGGGCUGGUGCUAUUCCACUGAAUCAUAUGUUUUCCAGAGAUUUGGGUAUCGGGGUUUCUGUUUUCUAGAGAUUAGGAUUCCUUUUUUUUUUGUUCUCUCGUCGGAAAACUUGGUUGGAAGAACAUGGAUGAGAUUGAAGCUGCUAACAAAGCAGCAGUCGAGAGCUGCCAUGGAGUCCUCACCUUGUUAUCACAACAACCAAAUGAUCCCAAAGCCGUAAUGGUUGAAACGAGAGAAGCGUUUUGCAGGUUCAAGAGGGUUGCUUCUCUCUUAACCAGAGGGUUAGGACACGGAAAGAUUCGGAAAAUCAACAAAUUUAGGUCAUCUCUUCCCCAACACAUCUUCUUGGAAAGCCCCAUUUGCAAUAGUGACGUCAGCAGUGUCUGUACGCAAGUUCUUGCGCCAAAGCCUCUUCAGGUUAUACCUCCUCCCCCUGCCGCUGCCUUUGUCGAAAUUGACCCAAAACAGAAACUGGGUCCUCCUCCAUUGACGCUCAACCACAAAAUCUGUGUUAACAAGUCAUUUCUAGAGCUAAAGCCUCCGGCUUUUCGGGUUCUUGAUCCGAAACCCUCAAACCCGCCUUAUCAGUUAAUCCACAACCACCAGCAAGUGGUGUAUUCCAGGAGUAAUAGUGGCGUAAACCUCAAGUUUGAUGCUUCUGGCGGUUGCUAUACACCAAGCCUGUCUUCAAACCGGUCGCUGGGAUCGUUUGUAUCGUCUCUCAGUAUGGACGGUAGCGUGACUGAGUAUGAUGGAAACUCGUUCCACCUGAUCGGAUUGCCUCAGUCAUCUGACCAGAUAUCUCAGCAUUCCCGGAGGACAUGCUCCGGAAGAGGUGAAGAGGGCAGCUUGAAAUGCGGGAGUCGGAGCAAAUGCCAUUGUUCCAAGAAAAGGAAACUAAGGGUAAAGCGAUCAAUCAAGGUGCCUGCCAUCAGCAACAAGAUUGCGGAUAUACCCCCAGACGAGUAUUCAUGGAGGAAAUACGGGCAGAAGCCGAUAAAAGGCUCUCCACACCCGAGGGGAUACUACAAAUGCAGCAGCGUCCGAGGUUGUCCAGCGAGGAAGCACGUCGAGCGAUGCGUGGAUGAACCUUCGAUGCUAAUCGUGACUUACGAAGGCGAGCAUAACCAUUCAAGAUUGAUGUCCUCACAAUCUGCUCACACCUGACGAAUGUAUAUUCGUCUGACUCAGAGGGAUCCUGGACCGGAAGAGAAGGAACCGGGCAUGUAGCCGUGAUCUGAAAACUGUAUAUUCGAUUUAACACGAGUCAGAUUAUCUAGCAUCUUAGGUCAUCGGAUUAGGCCAUAACCAGACAAGAAUCUUGACAUGUUCUCUUACAGUUGGAAAGUGGUUUUUUUGCUACA
Tarenaya hassleriana is the source of this 1899-nucleotide messenger RNA. RefSeq names its product probable WRKY transcription factor 39. The transcript has 3 exons. The coding region runs from base 659 to 1702 and encodes 347 amino acids. Gene Ontology annotation, biological process: regulation of DNA-templated transcription. The record is from RefSeq and is a predicted model, not a curated record. Gene Ontology annotation, molecular function: DNA-binding transcription factor activity; sequence-specific DNA binding. Lineage: Eukaryota; Viridiplantae; Streptophyta; Magnoliopsida; Brassicales; Cleomaceae.